AUGUUAUUUAAGCAGCAUAAACAAGUCAACAAUUGGAAAUCAUCACAUAAUAUAGAUUUAUUAAAAUUUUUUAUAGUUACUUGUUUACCACUAAUUGAAAUGAUUAUUACUACAAUACUCAUAUGUAAAUUUUGCGAUGAAUGUAAGAACAUUAAUCAAUAUAAAUGGUAUCUGAUUGGUUUAAUACCAAGUUCCAUAAUUUUCUCACUUCUAAUGGUUAUUGUUCGUGAUAUGCGUGCACGUUUCCCACUUAAUUAUGUCUUCCUGUUUCUAAAUACUCUGUUAUUAUGUUACACAUUUAUACCACCAAUACUAAUGAUAACAAUCAAAAAUAUCAUGGAAUCCUUUACUGUCGCAACAGUUAUUGCAUUUUCAAUGAUAGUACUCGGGAUGUUCAUCAAGGUUAAAAUUCCUCCUGUUUUGUCGGCUGCAGUUUCAAUCAGUUUCAUUAUUGCAGGGCUUGCAAUAUCUGUUGGAUUGUAUCUUGCCGAUAAACAAGUAGCACUUCAUGUAAUGGGAGUAUUUUUUAUCUUGUCAAUUUUACCAAUCCUAUUAUUUAUUGGCCAGCAGCUGAGAACUGAAUACUCUCCACGGAUGCUUCCCUCUGAUUAUAUAUUGUAUGCUGUACUGAUGUCAGCAAUAUAUUUAUUCAUAUUCUAUUCAAUCUCUGUGCAAUUUUUAAAUCACGGAAAUAAAUCAAUACCUUAUAGCUGCUAA
Molecule: messenger RNA, 717 nt
Organism: Schistosoma rodhaini
Lineage: Eukaryota; Metazoa; Platyhelminthes; Trematoda; Strigeidida; Schistosomatidae
Source: the annotation of a GenBank genome assembly